AUGCCUUCAUUUCUUGAACCAUCGAGGGGUUGGCUCGAACCUUUAUUGGAUCCCGUGAUAAAAGAUCGUCGUACAAUCACAACUCCCGUCGUAGAAUAUCAACAUUGGACCUUUGAUGAGACCGCAACGAACGAAGUGCUUGACGGAAGAGGCGUUUUCGACUUGAAAAUGAAUAUUUUGGAAUUGCCGGUGAAUAUUUCGAUCAAAAAUUUCGAAAAUCCGAUUGUAACGACAAAAAUCAUCGUCGGAAGUGCAGAAUUUUUGAAAAAAGCUUCAAAUAAAAAAGCUGUAACAGGCUUGGAUGGCAAUUUUUUGGAGUUGAGUCUCAAAACGUGGCUCUGUUUGGAUGGAAAAAUUAUAAAAGUGCCUUGUUCGAGGUUCAGUCACAGUUUUAAGGAAGCAGGAGUUCAUACAUCCCUCGCAAAUAUCGGAAAAUCCAUCAAAGAUAAGGAAUUAAAGGCAAUUAUUUUGAAAUAUUUCGACGAAUUUGCCCAAAAAUUUUUUGAUAUCGUUCCGGGACGAUUUGGAUUCCUUCGUGACACUCCGAAAAGUGAAUGUACUUCGUUCAAGCAUUUUUUAACGAACGUUGCUCCUGAUAUGAGCUCCGUUUUCUUCGAAAAUCCUCCUCAAAUCAUCUCCGGGACGAUUUUUAAUGCAAAUGCUACUGACAUGUGCAUCGAUACGAGCUCCCAAAGCAUCGGAGCAGUCUUAGCUUUAAAAAAUUGUACAGAAAAUCCAAAAUCCAGCAACUAUUCCGUGACAAAAGCCCUCGAUAUUCGUCUUCCAGCCAAAAAUCUGUGUUGGUUCGCUUCGGAUACCUUCAAAUAUCAAAGAAUUGACGUCUCGUUGGUCACACUUCAGCCUUGCAACACCCUCGAUGACCAUCAAAAGUUCGAAUAUGACCUAAAAACAAAAAUAAUUCGUAAAACAGGAACAAAUUUCUGCCUAGAUGCGAUCGUUAAACGAAAAUUUGUCGCUUUAGCCAUGUGCGACGAACGCGUUCUCAUGCAAAGAUGGCAUUUUCAUUAA
Molecule: messenger RNA, 1029 nt
Organism: Culicoides brevitarsis
Lineage: Eukaryota; Metazoa; Arthropoda; Insecta; Diptera; Ceratopogonidae
Product: polypeptide N-acetylgalactosaminyltransferase 8-like
Exons: 1
Coding region: 1-1029 (342 amino acids)
Biological process (GO): protein O-linked glycosylation
Cellular component (GO): Golgi apparatus
Molecular function (GO): polypeptide N-acetylgalactosaminyltransferase activity
Source: RefSeq, a predicted model, not a curated record